Messenger RNA from Calypte anna (Anna's hummingbird), 909 nucleotides. RefSeq names its product transmembrane protein 14C. Bases 85 to 408 code for a protein of 107 amino acids. Gene Ontology annotation, biological process: regulation of heme biosynthetic process. NCBI's taxonomy places the organism in Eukaryota, Metazoa, Chordata, Aves, Apodiformes, Trochilidae. The record is from RefSeq and is a predicted model, not a curated record. The transcript has 5 exons. Gene Ontology annotation, cellular component: mitochondrial membrane.
GGCCGCAGAGGAUCGGGGCUGCCCGGAGGUGAGUGGUGCCCGCCUUCCCUCCCUACGGGGCUUGGCCGGGCCGCUGCGUUCAUCAUGACCGUGGACUGGCUCGGCUUUGGCUACGCUGCCCUGGUGGCAUCAGGAGGGAUUAUUGGCUAUGUAAAAGCAGGUAGUGUGCCAUCCUUAGCUGCUGGCCUUUUCUUUGGGAGUUUGGCUGGACUGGGUGCCUAUGAGAUCACACAGAAUCCAAAUAAUGUUUGGAUUUCUCUGAUUACAUCUGGAACACUGACUGCUGUCAUGGGAACAAGAUUUUACAACUCUGGAAAAUUCAUGCCUGCAGGGCUAAUUGCAGGUGUCAGUUUGCUAAUGGUUGGAAGAUUAGCACUGAAGAUGCUGGAAAAGCCUCAUGAUAACUAACUGUUCGUUUUGCAAUUUAAUAUCUGGAUAAGAAAACCUAAUAAUGAAGUUGCAUGAAUGCAGAAGCAAGAAGAUGGAACCAUUUUCUAUAUCAAGAGAAUAUUUUCCAUAUUUUAUAUGAAGUGAGGUAGAAUGUUUGGACAUACAGUUUACAAGGUGCCAUUUUUUUAUAUGAUCUUGUAGAGCUAUCAUUGUGUAGUGAGAAGCUGGUCUUGGGUUUUCAGUGUAUUUUAACACUCCCACUUUUUAUAUUCCAAAUAUACUGCUGGUAUGUGUGAAGCAGAGGGGACCUGUAAUUAAAAAAGUAUCCAUAAAGAGGCAUCAGGAGUAAUUGGCUAAGUACAACAGUGUAUCUUGUACCUUACAUACUGAGUAGUAUAGUAUGCUUUACCUGUUACAUUCUGAGUUGAUUCACUAUGUCUGUAAAACAUCUUACCUUUCCAUUGUGAAAUAACGUGAAAAUACUGCUUUUCUACAAGUAAAAUCCAUUACAAACCUUUA